CACGCUCGUCGAAGCCAUCCGAAUGCGAGACUCCCCGAUGCGAGGCGGCCCGAGGACACCGUGUAUACUCUCGCAGUAAACAUCGAACCGGCUCCUUGUGUAGAUUCGUGCGAGUGAUGGCCAAGAACGUGGAAAUUUGUGUAGCUGUAGCCUAUGCUGCUUAUUGUUACUAUAAAUAUUUGCAACUUCAAAAAUCAAGAAGCCUUGGAAGAAAAAAAGAUGGUGGGUGAAAUCAAUCAAUCGAAAUAGAACGAGGGAACACAUGGACAGACAGUUGAGCGAAUUGUUAAUGGAACCUGGUGGUGAAUUUGAAAAUUUUACUUGAAUGUCUCUAGCUGAUUUUGAGUAUCUUUUAAAUAUAGUCUCACCAAUGAUUUCCAAAAAAGAUACUUCAAUGAGACAGGCAAUAACUCCAAAAAUACGGCUAGCAAUUACUUUGAGAUAUUUAGCCACAGGCGACAGUUUCAAGAGCCUACAUUAUUUAUUUAAAGUUUCAAGUGAAAUAAUAUCGCGGAUUGUUCCGGAGGUCUGUGCAGCACUGAAUGAGGCUUUGAAAGAUGAAAUUAAGAUGCCGUCAACUACAGAUGAGUGGAUAGAAAUUGAAAAAGGAUUUAGAGAUAAUUUUCCCCACGCCAUUGGAGCAAUCGACGGAAAACAUGUUGUAAUCAAAUGUCCUGAUCACACUGGAUCAGAAUAUUACAAUUACAAAAGAACCUUUAGUAUUGUUCUUCUAGCUGUAGUAGACAGUAAAUAUCGAUUUAUAUUUUGUGACAUUGGAAGCCAAGGAAGAAUAAGUGAUGGCGGCAUACUUAGAAAUAGUGUGUUAUGGAAAAAUAUUUGUGAAAAUAAGAUGAAUUUUCCUCCACCUUGCCCCUUACCCGGAUUAAACGUCGAUUUACCAUAUGUUUUCUUGCGAGAACUUAAUGAAGCCAUAUCCUGGCGAUCAUAAAUUGAAUACUCCCAAACGUAUUUUCAAUGAAACAUUGUCAAGGUCUCGUGUAUUGUCUGAAAAUACUUUUGGAAUAUUAACUUCCAGAUUCCGAUUUUUCAAAAAGCCAAUCGAAUUGAUGCCCGAAAAAGUGACGCAGUUAACAAUGACAUAUGUACUUCUACACAAUUUUCUUAUGAAAAGUUCUAGUGCAAAAAACAUUUAUAACCCGUCGGGCACUCUUGAUAAAUAUGAUAACGGC
This is a messenger RNA of Acanthoscelides obtectus, 1190 nucleotides long. NCBI's taxonomy places the organism in Eukaryota, Metazoa, Arthropoda, Insecta, Coleoptera, Chrysomelidae. The record is from the annotation of a GenBank genome assembly.